Molecule: messenger RNA, 572 nt
Organism: Alnus glutinosa
Lineage: Eukaryota; Viridiplantae; Streptophyta; Magnoliopsida; Fagales; Betulaceae
Exons: 2
Coding region: 76-420 (114 amino acids)
Source: RefSeq, a predicted model, not a curated record
AUGUCGUCGCUGAUAUGUUCUUACCGGCAACAACAUUUUUGCUGAUGUCGGUACCAGCAACGACAUUAUUGUAUAAUGUCGUCGCCCGAUGUUAAAUGUGAGUUAUAUGUAAAAUAUAACUCAUAUCACUACUGUUUGUCAUCGGUGACGGUUUUUCUGCAAUUGAAAAACUAUCCAGAAGGCUGUGAAUCAAAACCAAUUGCUACAGAGGAGGGCGAAGCUUCUGAAAACAGUGAAAUGUCUCAAGAUCCAAGUACCAGUAUGAGGCUAAGCUUGAGGUCUAAAGGCGACAUUUUGACAGGCAAUAUUAACGGCCUUCCUGUGUUCUCAAAAGCUGCUCCUCUUCGUUGCGAGAUCGAGUCAUUUGCUUUUGUGUUCAUAAUCUUUGCUGGCGUAUGGAGAUCAUCUCUUAAAUUUUGAGGCCACUUUGGAGACCAUUUUGUGUAUAUCGUUGGUCGGCUCCCAAUAAUUGUUUUCCUUUUGGUGGUGGGGGUCACUAAUUAGGCUUAUUGGGAGAGAUUUGUUAGGUUAGUCAAUAGUAGUGUAGUUAUGUAGUGAGUGAUAUUUUGUAA